Molecule: messenger RNA, 360 nt
Organism: Procambarus clarkii (red swamp crayfish)
Lineage: Eukaryota; Metazoa; Arthropoda; Malacostraca; Decapoda; Cambaridae
Source: RefSeq, a predicted model, not a curated record
AUGUGUCUAAAUGGUGGUGUAGUAGACGAGGUGGGGCGAAGGGGAAGUGGUGCAGUAGACGAGGUGGGGCGAAGGGGAAGUGGUGCAGUAGACGAGGUGGGGCGAGGGGGUGGUGGUGCAGUAAACGAGGUGGGGCGAGGGGGUGGUGGUGCAGUAAACGAGGUGGGGCGAGGGGGUGGUGGUGCAGUAGACGAGGUGGGGCGAGGGGGUGGUGCAGUAGAUGAGGUGGGGCGAGGGGUUGGUGGUGCAGUAGACGAGGUGGGGCGAGGGGGUGGUGCAGUAGAUGAGGUGGGGCAAGUCAAACAGGGUAGUGAGAGGGGGGCCUGGUCAACAAAUGGGUUGCUCUACAAGCCCAGUUAG